AUGACCAUUUCCUUUCUAGCACAGGUAUUUGUCCUGUUGCAGGGUCUGCUAGACAAGUAUCUGAUCCCCAAGGCAAGUAAUGCCGAGAGCAAAGUGUUCUACCUGAAAAUGAAGGGCGACUACUACAGGUACUUGGCAGAGGUUGCCACCGGCGAGCAGAGGAACAGUGUGGUCGAGGAGUCUCAGAAGGCUUACCAGGAGGCCUUUGAUAUCAGCAAGAGCAAAAUGCAGCCCACGCAUCCCAUCCGGUUGGGGCUUGCCCUAAACUUCUCUGUGUUCUACUACGAAAUACUGAACUCCCCCGACAAGGCGUGCCAGCUGGCCAAGCAGGUAACCCACAUUUCUGGUGUGGUAGAGGAGUCUCAGAAGGCCUACCAGGAGGCCUUCGACAUCUCCAAGGGCAAAAUGCAGCCUACACAUCCGAUUCGACUCGGCCUGGCCCUCAACUUUUCUGUGUUCUAUUACGAAAUUCUCACUGCCCCUGACCGGGCCUGCCACUUGGCCAAGCAGGCAUUCGACGACGCCAUCGCGGAGUUGGACACGUUAAAUGAGGAUAGCUACAAGGAUAGCACGCUCAUAAUGCAGCUUCUCAGAGAUAACCUCACGCUCUGGACGUCAGACACCCAAGGGGACGGAGACGAGCAGCAGGAAGGUGGUGACAAUUGAUCCUCGUGUGUGCGCCGAGCCCCUUCCGCGUGCAUUCCCAUCGCGCCGCGGCCGCCCCAGCAGCAACGCCGACACCGUCGUCCCUCGCAGCAGUUGGCCGAUGGCGAUGCUGAUGCUGCUGCUGCCGACGUCGCCGCCGCUGCCGCCGCCGCCCUCUUCCUCUCCUUCCCCUUCCUCAUCGCCGCCUUCCCUUUCUUCCUACUGCCGCCGCCUCUGGUCGUCGUGGUCCUUGCCACCGCUGCGCCUCCUCACCUCACGGCCUCCCCUCCUCUGCUCUCCUCCUCCUGACUCUUUUCGUUCGUUGUCUCGUUUUCGUGUCCACCGUGUGGAAGAAGGGACACCCUCCGACCCCCCCCCCCCCCCUUUCUGUAUAUCUCGUCUUGCCAAACCUCACUUGAGGGGGAAAGGGUCUCGAAACAAAGCGAGCAUUAUCGGGCGGUCACGUUGUGUGGUGUCACUUCUUGAGCCGUGGUGUGUAGUGUCGCGGCCGCCUAAGUCUCCGCCACCCCUUGCGCAUUUUUUUUUUAAUGUCCAGAAGGGGGAGGAACGCAAGUUGGUCCAAUGUUUCGUGCUCCCAUUUUUUUCUCCCCUUCCGUUUCGAAAGGAAUUUGGCCUUCUAGAAGCGCAGUUUCUUUCUAAUGGGGGGUUUGUGUCCAUGCCCCAUCAACCGGGGUGCUCGGGUCUUGUCGGAUAGCUGGUUCCGUUGUUGCUCUCCCACCCUCCUAUUUGUGUACGCCCAGAGUUCAAGAACCCCACCCGCGCGUUUUUUGUUCCCUUGCGGUUGUGCCUAGGUGUUUUUCGUAGGGGGAGGGGGGUAGGUGGCCCAAGCUACUUGAGUGCAUGUGCCCCAACAAAACCACCCCUUUCUUCGGGUUUCAUUUGUUCACUGCUGUUUUGGUUUGUCCAAUCCACUGUAGCCAAAAAAAAGGAAGCGUCUUGCUUCCUUUCCUCUGUUGUGACAGUUCUUGGAGGGAGCUUCGACAGCAAGAAUCCCACGUCUUCCGUUGUUUUCACUUAUGUGUUAUUUUCUUCGUUUUCCUGAAUGAGGGGAGGGAGUGUUUACUGGGCUGGACUUUUUCCACACAUGACACUGGGCUGAGGCAGUGCGCGUGCCAGUCUAUACUCAGAUAAAGAGAAACUUAGGUUUAACAUUUAUUUCCAAGGAAGAUUUGUGCCUCCUGUUGGACGACGCGACGGCAGCGACCACUUUUUUUUCUCUCUCCUGCCGCUACCCUUGUCUCGGACAUAAUUUUUUAAGUGUUCAGGUUCGUGUACAGCUUUUUUUUUUUUCCUGUCCUGCAACUGUUUGUUAGAUUUUUUUUUCCCUAGGAGGAUGACGUUCUAGUGAUGCGCAGAGCUUUUUAUUUGUUCGAUAAAGAUUGAGAAGGCAGGGGGAGGGAUUGCAUAGAAUAGGAAAAAAACGAUGCGUGGCGGCCUUCUUUACACCGCCUAACGUAGGAAGCGCUUCUUUCUUUUCUUCCCCUGUGGAAUAUAAGGGAGGGGCCAGCGAAUGCCUGCGACCACUACUGUAUUUAUGAUCUUCCGUAGCUGACCACUUAUUUUUUUUUUUUUAUGUCCCCUCGAAGGCGUCACUCUCGUUGACAUCUUGUUUUCACAUGUUGGACUCUACGCUCUCCCACAACUCGGUCUCUCUCCUGUCCUCCUUGCCCUCCCUUGCCCCCUUCCUUCUCCCUCCUCGCAGCAGCAUCGUUAUAUUAAAAAAAGAACAUUGUCAUUUACCGGAGCUGUCACCCGAUUCCUUUUGUUUGCCCUCCUGUUUGCGCAUACAGUGUACUGAGAACUGAUGAUGGAAGAGAAACGUGUGCCCUUGAUUUCGA
Messenger RNA from Dermacentor silvarum, 2504 nucleotides. Its product is annotated as 14-3-3 protein homolog 2. Bases 1 to 666 code for a protein of 221 amino acids. Gene Ontology annotation, biological process: signal transduction. Lineage: Eukaryota; Metazoa; Arthropoda; Arachnida; Ixodida; Ixodidae. The record is from RefSeq and is a predicted model, not a curated record. The transcript has 6 exons. Gene Ontology annotation, cellular component: cytoplasm.